CUGUACUUCCUUUGCGCCGGACAAUGCUUGUAUCGGGGUCCUGUAAAGCGCUUGGUUCCCUAUCUGGCUUCCAUUGGAUUCCAGUGUCCUCGAUAUCACAAUCCCUCAGACUUUCUGAUGGACCUCACUUCCGUUGAAGAUGAUCAAAAUGCUGCUUCCUCGACUUUGCUGACUGCAGUAACCACUGGGAGGCUGGAGGAAGAAUUAAAGCGAAUUGAGAGUUCAGGGACUUCCUCAUUCUCUGAAUCAAUGAAUGCUGCUAUCCGAUUGGUUGAUGGAAAAGAUGGCCUUGAUGCAACUUAUGACGUUAGAGGUAAAUUAUCUGCGGCCGAUCGAAAUGGCACAUCAAUUUUCCGGAAAAUGGUGUUUGCCCCUUCUGUGAAAGUCCAAGAUCGAACAGAUGCUAAUGAAAUAGCUGUAUCCAUAUGCAAAUCGAGCUUGAAACUCGAACUUCCAAAGACACCUUAG
This is a messenger RNA of Rodentolepis nana, 468 nucleotides long. NCBI's taxonomy places the organism in Eukaryota, Metazoa, Platyhelminthes, Cestoda, Cyclophyllidea, Hymenolepididae. The record is from the annotation of a GenBank genome assembly.